Molecule: messenger RNA, 1512 nt
Organism: Fusarium verticillioides 7600
Lineage: Eukaryota; Fungi; Ascomycota; Sordariomycetes; Hypocreales; Nectriaceae
Exons: 7
Coding region: 1-1512 (503 amino acids)
Biological process (GO): allantoate transport; transmembrane transport; tripeptide transport
Cellular component (GO): plasma membrane
Molecular function (GO): dipeptide transmembrane transporter activity; allantoate transmembrane transporter activity
Source: RefSeq, a predicted model, not a curated record
AUGAGUUUAAAGGAAAGUCGCAGCUGUCCUAGCCAGGAUAAAGCCUCAAUAGAGCUUUCGAACAAGCAUCCUAGUGCUAGUGUCGGAGAGGCAAACUCAACCUUGACAAUGACCCCGGCCGAAGAGCGAAAACUCGUUCGAAAGAUUGACCUGCAUAUGAUGCCUUUAAUGUUCGUUCUAUACCUCCUUCAGUAUCUUGACAAGACGUCCCUUGGCUACACUGCAAUCAUGGGUAUCCUGCAGGAUGCAAACCUUAGUGGCAAUCAAUACUCCUGGGCAUCUAGCUUCUUUUAUGUGGGAUUCCUCAUUUCUAGUCCCCUUUCUUCAAUUCUCUUGGUCAAAUUCCCAGUGGCCAAAGUCGUCGUCUUGACUGUACUCAUUUGGGCAGGCAUCCAGAUGGUUAUGGCUGCUGGUAAGAGCUUUGCCAGUCUGGCUGUUUUGCGUAUCCUACUCGGUGCUUUUGAGGCUGCUAUUGGCCCAGGCUUUACAAUCAUCACGUCCACUUGGUACAAACCCUCUGAACAUGCCUUGCGUCACGGUCUCUGGUAUGGCGGAGCUAGUGUGGCAUAUAUAAUAGGCGGUAUCAUGGCGUAUGGCAUCUCCCAUAUCGACAGUGCAAUCAAAAGUUGGCAGUUCCUAUUUAUCAUCUUCGGAGCAGCAACCUUUGUUUGGGGCUUGAUUGUUUGGUGGCUUCUACCUACUAGUCCCCAAAGUGCUUGGUUCCUUAACGAACACGAGAAGAAACUAGCUUUUGCAAGAGUACAGGGAGCGAGGCAUUCUACACAAACAGGCAAAUGGAACUAUGCACAGAUGAGGGAAGCCUUCAUAGACCCGAGGUCUUGGUUAUUUUUUCUCCUCUGUGUGUUUUCAACCAUUCCAGGUGGUGGUUUGACUGCCUUUGGAAGCGUUAUCAUAAAGGACUUUGGAUACAGUGUGCUCCAAACUCAACUUCUGUCUAUGUCGGUAGGCGCGUUUCUUCUCUUCUUUGUCAUCCUGACUGUAGCUAUUUCGAUGACACUGAAGAAUGCGCGAUGCCUGUCUAUUGCUAUUCUCAACUUUAUAUCCUUGGCUGGGGUCUUGAUGGUCAAGCUUCUUCCAGUGUCCAACAAGAUAGCCCGUCUUGCAGGCAUCUGGCUGGUUUGCGCACAAGCCAGCGCUUUCCCGACAACUCUCAGUUUGGUUUCCAGUAAUAUCACCGGGCACACAAAGAAAGCUACUGUCAAUGGGAUGCUAUUCGUUGGAUUUUGCGUUGGGUAUAUUAUCGGGCCACUUACGUUUAUUGCACAAGAAACCCCUGGUUAUAAGACGGCAUUCAAUAUCAUGGUAGCCUGUUAUGUCCUUAAUAUUGUUAUUGUUAUGUCCAUGAGACAGAUAAUGGCAAGAUGGAACAAACAAAGGAAUCAGCAGCAUGGAGCUGAGGCUGUGUUGAAUGGACACAUACUUGAACACGCUGGCCAAGACGAUCUUGAUGAGACUGAUUGGGACAACAAAGAGAUCCGCUACUCUUUGUAA